Penaeus chinensis is the source of this 1239-nucleotide messenger RNA. RefSeq lists its product as uncharacterized. Gene Ontology annotation, molecular function: peptidase inhibitor activity. The transcript has 2 exons. The record is from RefSeq and is a predicted model, not a curated record. Gene Ontology annotation, cellular component: extracellular region. NCBI's taxonomy places the organism in Eukaryota, Metazoa, Arthropoda, Malacostraca, Decapoda, Penaeidae. Bases 677 to 1144 code for a protein of 155 amino acids.
GAAGCGGAGCGGAGAGCAAGAGCGAAAGAGCAUGGUCCACCUUAGUAGAAAAACACCGGUCUGGAAGUAAACGUCACUGAGCACAUGGCUGAUGACGUCACAGAAGUAGGUACAAUUCACAGCCAUUGCAUGGGGUGUUGCCAUUUUUUCUUUUUUUUUUUCGCCGGAAUAUCUCGGUCUAUAUUGACUUAAGAUUGAGCUGAAGCCGCACACGAGGAUUUCCGUUGAUUCUCUAGCCUCUGACCUUUAUGAAACUAAUAUAGAAGAACCACUAAGAUACAAAGUGAUAAUAAUAAUUGUUACUGGGGUUCUGUCACGUGAUUGAGACAAUUAUUUUAGCAGAAUGGUUUGUAGUACUUUUAGCAGUAGUUACGGUAAAUACUGAUAAUUACUCAUCCUUCACUGAAUGUUAUAAAUGGCUGGCCAUGAUAGCUUCUUACUGAUAUCCAUUUUUACAUUUUCAUAUUUAUCAUCAGUGUAAAAAUUAAAGACAAAUUGUAUUUCGCAAGAAGUGAACUGGAAAAGCAGACACGAUACGUGGAAAUUCACGCCGCCGUGGUGGGAUAUCCCGACUGGCAAGGUGAAGUUGGGAAGGGGAGGGAGACGGCUGCCAGUUCCUGUAUAUAAGCGACGUUGCAUCUCCUCUCCACAUUACGCCGCUAAACUCUAUCCAACAAUGAAUAGCAUGAGAGCCGUGAUUGUGUGUUGCCUCGUGGUAGCCGUCUCCGCCGGUGUAGACCGAAGUAGAGGUGGACAAGGAUCUAACAGAUUCCUUCCUGGAGGGUUGGCUGGCGUCCACGGAGGCGGUGUGUUUGGCGGCGGUAUUCAUGGUGGAAUCCAAGGUGGAAGUGGUAUUAUCGGCGGUGGAAUCUCCAAUGGCCCAAGUGAAUGCAGAUAUUGGUGCAAGACUCCGGAAGGUCAAGCCUACUGCUGCGAGACGGUGCAUGAACCAGAAACACCUGUUGGUACCAAACCACUGGACUGCCCACAAAUUCGUCCCACAUGCCCACGUUUCCAUGGGCCCCCCACAACCUGUUCCAACGACUACAAGUGUGCUGGCCUCGAUAAGUGUUGCUUUGACAGGUGUUUGGGAGAACACGUGUGCAAGCCUCCCUCAUUUUUCAAUAACCAUCUCCCAUUUUAAACCUUGUUAUGUCCAAUGGAUAAUCAGCAGUUUUUCUGAUGAUAGCAAAAGUAAUUUAUAAAUAUAUAUUUUAAUAAAUCCGUAUAUGUUUAUAG